Molecule: messenger RNA, 1517 nt
Organism: Asterias rubens (European starfish)
Lineage: Eukaryota; Metazoa; Echinodermata; Asteroidea; Forcipulatida; Asteriidae
Product: nodal homolog
Exons: 2
Coding region: 1-1467 (488 amino acids)
Biological process (GO): BMP signaling pathway; SMAD protein signal transduction
Cellular component (GO): extracellular region
Molecular function (GO): cytokine activity; growth factor activity; type I activin receptor binding
Source: RefSeq, a predicted model, not a curated record
AUGGCUUACUCCGUGAGGAUUCUCAAGGGGGCGUCCGCUCCGCACUGCCCGGUCAUCAUCUUCCUCCUCACGCUCCUGAUGAUGACACCCUGCCGGACUUUUGAUGCAACGUUUCUGGAGCACCCAGCAGUUGCAGAUGCCCUCUCCAACCAGCGCUUCCAGAGGGAUGCCCCGAUGACCGCGAGGCUGAGAGACUUUGAAGGGGAUUUGGAAUUCCUGACCUCUUUUGAACUCAAGAAUGAACAGCAUUUUGCCCAGAAUCUCACUUCCCCGGUGUACAUGAUGGACCUCUACACCUCCAUGGAGACAGGGGAGGAUCGCGUCCAUCCAUCAGCAGAGGAAGUUGAGGCGAUCGUCGAUUCAGACACAGUCCGGAGUUUUGCUGCUGAUAUUAAAGAAUCCAACUCAACCCCAGCAGGCAACUUCACCAGUGUGUGGACAGCCAACUUUCGGGUAACUUCCAUCAAGGACACAGAGCGAGUGCGCAUGGCCGAACUUCGAGUCGUUAUGGGCCGCACCUUGAGCCAGUCAACCCUAGAGGUCGCCCUUCACCACUGGGCUCCCGCUCCCUGCCCACGUGACCCGAGGCUGUUCGAGUGCUUCUCGAAGCAGCUUCUCAUCUCCCGGAUGUUGCCGACCCAUCGCCACGACGACUACGACGGAAGUGAGGUGUUUGACGUCACGGAGGGAUUACGUCACUGGUUCCGUGAGGACAAUUUUCUGCGCGGGAAAUACGAACUUGAGAUCCGCACAGUGAGUGAUGGUGCGGAGAGCUCGGAGGACUCGGUGAACUCUUUCUCAGACGAAGCAGAGCUCUCUUCGUUUUCAUCGCUUUCAUCAUCUUCAUCCUCGUUCUCACUGUUCGACGACGAAGCGACCGGCUCUGGUGAGAUCCCACAGAGAGAGGAAACUGUCGACAGCACCGGUGGAUUAGAGGAUGUCACGCUGGUAGUCUUCUCACGUGCACUGCAGCCGGUCAACAUCAUCGACGACGCUCAGAGCUCAGUCAAAGUCCGCACUCAACGGGGCGCAUCAUCACGCAAGAACAAGAAGGAGAAGAAACAUCACUACAGCUCAGCAAACAAGGCGGAACAGGAACGACUAAUCCAGGAGAAACUACUACGUGAGAUCAUAGCUCAGAGCCGGGACGCCGGAACCUGUAGGAGAGUCAAGAUGGAUGUGGACUUCUACACCAGUGGCUGGGCCAGCUGGAUCGUCUACCCGAAACGAUUCAAUGCGUACAGGUGCGCCGGGAGAUGUGCCGGACCGCUCGGAUCCGCGGAUAAUCCGAGCAACCACGCCAUUAUGCAGAACAUGGUGCGGUCGACAGGGAGACCGGACAUGGCGCCGGAACCGUGCUGUGUUCCGACUAAGUUAUCUGCGUUGAGUAUGAUCUACCUGGAGCACGGGAACAUUGUUAUGAAACAUCACGAGGACAUGGUGGUUGAGGAAUGUGGUUGCCGUUAAAAAAACUUUUGGUUCAUGUUUUCUUAAAGGUGCUAUAUGAACACGUUUAG